Trichoderma gamsii is the source of this 546-nucleotide messenger RNA. RefSeq lists its product as hypothetical. Lineage: Eukaryota; Fungi; Ascomycota; Sordariomycetes; Hypocreales; Hypocreaceae. Bases 1 to 546 code for a protein of 181 amino acids. The transcript has a single exon. The record is from RefSeq and is a predicted model, not a curated record.
AUGCGUUCUGCCAUCGCCAUCCUCUCCCUCGCCGCCUCGGCCUCCGCCGCCCUCGACGUCCGCGCCCUCCUCCCCCGCGCAACCGGUAUCUCAGGCUCCGACGCCAGCAAAUGCGCCUCCGAGGCCCUGAGCAUCGUCUCUUCCCUUCCCACGCCUCCUCCCGCCAUCGUCUCCGACCUGACCGAGCACCCGCAGACCGACCCCUGCAAGCUCAGCGUCGCCUCCAGCCUCAGCGCUGACUACUCCUCCUACGAGGCAAAGGUGCUGUCCUGGUUCAGCAGCCACAAGGACGAGCUGACCUCGCUGGCGUCUGACUGCUCUGCCCUGGCCUCCUACACCAGCCUCGUGCCCGUCUGCAGCAACAGCCUGCUCGCUGCCGCCGGUGCUACUGGUACUGCUACCUCUGGUGUUGCUGCUCCUACUGGCUCUGGCGCCUCCAAGUCUUCUGGCGUUCCCAAGUCUGGCAUCAGCACGGCCGGUGGUGCUCGUGAGACUGGAAUGGGUCUUGCUGUCCUCGCCGCUGCUGGUCUUGCUGCUGUCCUGUAA